AUGUAUGCUACUCUUCAGACCUAUAGCACUCCGGACAUUAGCCUGCAUUCCGGACCUCUUUUCAGUGCAGCGAGCAACGUUCUAUCACAGACAGCAGGCUCAAUUAACAUGUUUCCCCAAGGCAACAGACACGAUGGAAACUUCCAUUCGCAACAGGCGCAAUGGGCACAGUACCAGCGCUCGCUGUCGAGUACGCCAGAGGACCCGUAUCAGCGGAGAACGCAGGAAUCGUCCUUGACGCCUCCGGCAGGAUACGCGUCCUUGCCUUCACAGCAGGCUAUGUUCUCGAAUACGUCUUAUCCGAUAGGUAUGCAGCAGCCGAUGCAAGUACCGCCUUCUCAGGCAUUUUAUCCUACGUCAAGUCCAUAUGGAUUCAAUCAACCAAACUAUGACUUUCCACAAACGACAUUCGUAUCAUCUAAUACAUAUCCCACAACAGCGGGUACCAACAUGGGGGUCCCAAUCCGAACUCCUCCCUACGUGGAGAGCAGGAACCACAGCCCUCACAACAGCAGCAGCCACAGCCACACCGGCAGCCUCGUCACAUCAGAGCCUGAAAGUCAAGUCCGAGUACUCGAAUCGCGACCCAAACCGCAAUGCUGGGAUCAUGGCUGCAAUGGUCGCGAAUUCUCGACAUUCAGUAAUCUGUUAAGACAUCAGCGAGAGCGGUCCGGCGCAGCUGCGAAGUCGGAAUGUCCGCAUUGUGGCGCGGUGUUUACGAGGUCGACGGCGAGGAAUACGCAUAUUGCGCAAGGCAAAUGUAAGGGGAUUCGCGAGUCGACAGAAUAA
Molecule: messenger RNA, 789 nt
Organism: Talaromyces amestolkiae
Lineage: Eukaryota; Fungi; Ascomycota; Eurotiomycetes; Eurotiales; Trichocomaceae
Exons: 4
Coding region: 1-789 (262 amino acids)
Source: RefSeq, a predicted model, not a curated record